Molecule: messenger RNA, 2981 nt
Organism: Triplophysa dalaica
Lineage: Eukaryota; Metazoa; Chordata; Actinopteri; Cypriniformes; Nemacheilidae
Gene: casp8
Product: caspase 8, apoptosis-related cysteine peptidase
Exons: 9
Coding region: 157-1725 (522 amino acids)
Biological process (GO): proteolysis; negative regulation of extrinsic apoptotic signaling pathway via death domain receptors
Molecular function (GO): cysteine-type endopeptidase activity; protein binding
Source: RefSeq, a predicted model, not a curated record
UUAGGCUGAAAUCGAAAGUAAUCGAGUAGUAGAUGCCGAGGUAGAAUGUUGUCCCGGACUUGCUUGUCUUAUUUACGUGAACUUUACGUUUUUCUGCGUUGAUUUCUGUUGGCUGGUGUACAUUUAUAAAGGUAUCUUCUUAUUUUUUAGCUCAACAUGAAUACUCUGAAGCUUCUUGAGAUUGAUGAGGACCUGACAAGUAAGGAAGUGGCCGAGCUAAAGUUUCUGUGCACAGACUCUGAUCUGCUUCAGAAAAAACGCCUGGAGAGAGUUAGUGAUGCCAAAGAUCUCUUUUUACGACUGGAGGAGCAGGGACUCCUCGAAGAUGGACUGCUCAUCCCUGAGCUUCUGAUCACAAUUGGACGCUUUGACCUGCUUUUCAUCCUGAAUACGUCUAGAGAGGAGGUGGAGAGGCAUCUGCAGACAAGAGACACAAGCAAGGGGGUCUCACCAUACAGAAAGAUGCUUUAUAAAUUGUCUGAAGACAUGACUGACGAAAACCUCAGUGUAGUGAGAUUCCUUCUCUCUGAGGAGAUUCCCAAAUCAAAACUAGCAACAUCUUCUUCAUUACUAGACAUUUUGAUUGAGAUGGAAAAGCAGCAGAUGCUUGGAGAAGACAAUCUAGAUAAGCUGCAAGGAAUUCUUGAAAAGUGUGACAAACAACUGGCCAACGUGAUACAAGAUUUCAAAAUGCACAAAAGACAAGGGAACAGACCUCCUCUACAGGAAGUUUCUAACCAUCAGCUCUCCAGACCCCACUAUCCUGAACCUAUAGAGAAAGAUUUACCUGCAUGUAAGUUAUACUCUCCUCUUUUGUUUCAAAGUAUUGCUUACCAAAUGAACAUUCUUGUUUUUACAGAAAUAAGUUCUCAGAAAAGUUCUAGAAAUUAUGUGCAUCUCUCUUUUUUGCUUUUAGCGAGGAGAGACUCUUCCAUAAAUCUUUUUACUGAUGCACAGCCUCCAGAACAAUUUGAAGAUAAAGAAUACUAUUCCAUUAGCCAUCAGCCUGUAGGAUACUGUCUCAUCGUCAAUAACUACAACUUUGGAAAAGCUGAAAAAUUCAAAAACCGUAAAGGCACCGAAAUGGACAGAGAGGCGCUUAUACGAGUGUUUCAGAAAAUGAAAUUUGAGGUCAAGGUGCACAACGAUUUGAAUGCUUCAGACAUGCUCAAUGUGGCCGAGGAGUUUGCCAACAUGGAUCACACGCAAAUGGACGUUUUUGUCUGCUGCGUACUCUCCCACGGAGAGAAAGGUGCAGUGUUGGGCGUAGAUGGCAAACAGAUUGAGAUCCGUGAACUCACACUGCCCUUUGCUAGAUGCAACUCCUUGGCCAGCAAGCCCAAGCUGUUUUUUAUUCAGGCCUGCCAAGGUAAUUUGGGCCAUGAGCCUGUGUGGAUGACAGAUGGACCGGACAGUACAGAAGAAGGAAGAUAUGAAGAGGAUGCUCGUAUGGAACUGCCAUUCAGUCUUCCUAAAGAAGCUGAUUUUCUAAUUGGAAUGGCCACGGUAGAGCAUUAUCAGUCCUUCCGGCACACCACAGAUGGGUCUAUCUAUAUCCAGGAGCUCUGUAGACAGCUGGAGAAUCACUGCCCCAAAAAAGAGGACAUCUUGUCUAUUAUGACAAAGGUGAAUCAUGAAGUCAGCAGCAAGAUGUUACAAGGCAAAAAGCAGAUGCCCGAACCUCGAUAUACCCUCAGAAAGAAACUCGUCCUUCCUAUGGACUGAAGCUUCUGACCGGUUUUGUGUCGGGAAAAGAUCUGUUACCCAGUCUUAGUUUGAUACAGCUUACAGAAAGACCCAAGUGCUUCCUUUAUAUGGAUUUAUUAUCACUGAAUUAUGAGGUUAAGGUCAUUUCUCAAAGUGAUGAAAUUAGUUUGUAUGUACCGUAACAUUGAAGUAAGUUUGUAUACUAAUAAGGCUUGUAUGAAGAGAAAGUAAUUAUAAAACAUCUAUAUUUCAUACUAGACAUGGGUUAAUUAGUUAGUUAGUCACUAAAUGCUGUCACAAGAGGUUUAAAUUAUUUGAAAGGACAUGUAAAUGCAGCUUUCUGACAUUAAUGUACAGUAGUUAUAAAGUAAACCAUUGACGUGGAGACCAGAUGAAUCAAUAAAUUAGGGCUGUCAAGCAUCCAAUAUUAAAAGAUUGUGUUUACAUAUUAUAUGUGUGUGAAAUGUGCAUAUUCAUUUUGAAUUUAUAAACACAUAUACAUAUAUAUAUUUAGGAAAUGUGUAUAUUUAUUUUUACUAGUAAUUUAAAUAAUUCAUAAAUGUUUAUUCAUUCUUACAUACAUAUUUAGAAAGUAUAUAUAAAUAUGUGUAUGUUUUUAUAAAAACAAAAAUUGUAUGCACAUACAUAUUAUGUAAACACAAACUUUUAUUUGGGAUGCGAUUAAUCACAAUUAAUCUUUUGACAGCCCUACAAUAAAUGAAACAUCAUUCCGUUUUAUUUCUUAAUUUUUCCCCUAAAGUCAAUGUGUAUUACUUGUUUCCAUUUCUUUUAAAUCUGUAAUCUGAAGGUUUUUACAGACUUUUCAGUUUUGUCCUUUUCAUAUAUGUCUCUUCUGUUUAGGAACAGUGACAUAUUCUACAUUUUUACUCAUUACCAUAUUGUGAUUGAGCUGGCUAAACACAUUUUGUAUGUGCAUAGGAAUUUUCUUCUUUUAUAUAAAGAUGAUUUUUUUCUUUCAAGAUCACCUUGGACUUUUUGUUGGAUGUUUACCUGCUAAAAACCUGUUUUUAUGUGAUAUCGGUGUUUUUGGUCUGGUUACAGUCCUCUCUUUUUAUAGAAAAUCUACGGUAAACCUUUAAAAUCAAAAACAAAGUAUACAAAAUAGAUUUUAGUCACAUCUUUUUUCUUCACAUCCUGCGUACUGUAUUGCAUACAUAUUGUUUGCCUAUUUUAUGUUUUGAUUCUCUACUAUUGAGACUACUUACUUUCGAAACUUGCCAAAUGCCAUUAAAAUUGUACAUCUUAUAAUUCCA